AUGCAUCACGUAUCUUACUUACAUCUAUCUAUCUAUCUAUCUAUCUAUCUUUCUUUCUAUGUAUCUCAGUCUGUUCAUAUCUAUCUAUCUAUCUAUCUAUCUAUCUAUCUAUCAUUUACAUUCUAUUCGUAUCUAUCUAUCUAUCUAUCUAUCUAUCUAUCUGACACCGCUAUCCAUUACUCCACCGUGCCUCUCUCUCUCCUUCUCUCUUCCUUCUCUCUCUAUCUCUCUCUCUUGUUUCUUUCGAUCUAUCUAUCUAUCUAUCUAUCUAUCUGUCAGUAUGUUUCAAUCACAUUCUAUUAUUAUCUAUCUCAGUAUGUUUCUAUCUCUCUCUCUCUGUUACAAUCUAUCCAUCUAUAUCUGUCUGUUUCUAUCUAUCAGUAUGUUUCUCUCUUUCUCUGUAUCUAUCUAUCUAUCUAUCUAUCUAUCUAUCUAUCUAUCUAUCUAUCUACCUAUCAAAUCUAUCUUACUCUUCAUAUCUAUCUAUCUAUCUAUCUAUCUAUCUAUCUAUCUCAGUCUGGUCGUAUCUAUCUAUUUCAAUCUACAAUUUAUCUCUAUCUAUCUAUCUAUCUAUCUAUCUAUCUAUCUAUCUAUCUAUCUAUCUAUCUAUCUAUCUAUCUAUAUUUGUCUGUUUCUAUCUAUCAGUAUGUUUCUAUCUCUCUCUCUCUCUCUCUCUCUCUCUCUCUCUCUAUCUAUCUAUCUAUCUAUCUAUCUAUCAGUAUGUUUCAAUCCCACGCUAUUAUUAUCUAUCUCAGUAUGUUUAUAUCACUCUCUCUCUCUCUGUCUCAAUGUUACUAUCAGUCUCUCUAUCUUUCUGUCUAUAUCUAUCUGUUGCUAUCUAUCAGUAUGUUUCUAUCUCUCUCUCUCUCUUACUAUCUCUGUAUCUAUCUAUCUCAGUAUGUUUCUAUCUCUCUCUCCUUCUUACUAUUUAUCUUAGUUUAUUUCUAUCACUCUCUCUCUCUUAUGAUCUAUCUAUCUAUCUAUCUAUCUAUCUAUCUAUCUAUCUAUCUAUCUAUCUAUCUAUCUCAAUGUAUCUAUCAGUUUGUUUUAUCUAUGUUGAUAUCUAUCUAUCUAUCUAUCUAUCUAUCGCAUUGUUUUUAUGUAUCAAUUUACCUCUCAGUCUGUUUAUAUCUAUAA
Acanthosepion pharaonis is the source of this 1137-nucleotide messenger RNA. Lineage: Eukaryota; Metazoa; Mollusca; Cephalopoda; Sepiida; Sepiidae. The record is from the annotation of a GenBank genome assembly.